Messenger RNA from Mucor mucedo, 543 nucleotides. RefSeq lists its product as uncharacterized. The transcript is spliced from 3 exons. The record is from RefSeq and is a predicted model, not a curated record. Bases 1 to 543 code for a protein of 180 amino acids. Lineage: Eukaryota; Fungi; Mucoromycota; Mucoromycetes; Mucorales; Mucoraceae.
AUGGAAGACGCAACAAGACCAAUAUACUACGAAUUUGAUGACUAUGAUUAUUUUGGUGACUUUAUUACUAGCCGCUAUGUAAAAGGCUACUGGGCGGCGUUUUACGUACUGUGCUUGUACUGGGGAUUUUUUUGGUUUUGUAGACACAUCUUUGGAGAUGGUAAUAACAACAUGUUUCACCGAGAAGAAGCCGUACAUAAUUUGGAAAGUGAUCGUAGUCGGAGUAGUCGAAGACACUUGAUGUGGACAAAUAGUACAACAGCUAUUGAUAUCUUUACAAGGCUUAAUCGUACAUGUAAUCUCCUUCGAGACUUAACCUUAUUGUUACUUUCGGCAUUAGUAAUCAAUACAAUGGCACGUGGAGGUAAAAGGUCGGUUAUGAUUUUGUCUUGGAUAUAUUUAGGCAUGGCUGUAUUUUGGUCCAUCUAUGAAAUGAUAUUCGCACAUUAUUUAGCAAGACUCAGUUCAUCCAUUAUAUUUUAUGGAAUAUCCAUUACAAUUGGUGCAAUUGCCUUUAAGAAUGGAUUUGAUCAAUACGAUUAA